AUGAGCACCAUUCAAAACAUCAAGAACUUUAUCCGUCACGGGAAACAAGCUCGUCUGGUGACCCCCCACUCGGAACCAACCACUGACGUGUCCACCAUUCACGCCGAACAGCAACCACACCAAGGCCAAUUCUCCCCUGCACUUGGUUCUUUAGAUCCUGAUCUCAGGGGAAAUGGUCCUGCUGGAUCCCAGAAAAAGUCAGAAUCUGAAGUCCGUCGUGAACGCUCCUUGGAGAUCGAACGGUUGGUACAAGAGGAAAACGUAAGCCGGUCGAAGAUGCCAAACUACCCAGGUCUGGAACGAUGGAUUCUCGUGGAGAAGAUGGGCGAUGGAGCCUUCAGCAAUGUCUUUCGCGCCAAGGAUACUACAACAGAAUACGGAGAGGUGGCGAUCAAGGUGGUGCGGAAAUUUGAAAUGAACAGCAAUCAGCGUGCGAAUAUCCUCAAGGAAGUCCAGAUUAUGCGCAACCUCGAUCACCCCAACAUCACCAAGUUGAUCGAUUUCUCCGAAUCCCGACAAUAUUACUACAUCAUCCUGGAGCUCUGCCCCGGAGGCGAGCUCUUCCACCAAAUCGUGCGAUUGACCUAUUUCAGCGAGGAUCUUAGCCGACACGUAAUUACCCAAGUCGCCGAAGCCAUUGAAUACCUUCACGAGACAUCUGGCGUUGUUCAUCGUGACAUCAAACCAGAGAACUUGCUUUUCUAUCCGACCCCAUUCGUCCCCAGCAAAGGCCAGAAGCCCCAGCAACCCGGUGACGAAGAAAAGGAGGAUGAAGGAGAAUUUAUUCCAGGAGUUGGGUCAGGUGGCAUUGGUAAGAUCAAGCUUGCCGACUUUGGUUUGUCCAAGGUGAUCUGGGACAGCCAGACCAUGACACCUUGUGGAACGGUUGGUUACACUGCGCCAGAAAUUGUGAAGGAUGAGCGGUACUCGAAGAGUGUCGAUAUGUGGGCUAUGGGCUGUGUUCUCUACACCUUGCUGUGUGGUUUCCCUCCUUUCUAUGACGAGAGCAUCCAGGUUCUCACCGAGAAGGUUGCAAGAGGCCAAUACACUUUCCUAUCGCCCUGGUGGGAUGAUAUUUCCAAGUCGGCGCAAGAUCUGAUCUCACACUUGUUGACCGUGGACCCUGAGAAGCGUUAUACUAUCAAGGAAUUCCUCGCACACCCAUGGAUCCGCCAAACCGACGAAGAAACAACUGCCGCCGCCGACGCUCCCCCUCUGGCGACUCCAAUGGGCCCUGUCCGCGCCAAUGUCGAUCAUCUCGGUCCCAUGGGCGCCGACCAAGCACCUUACCAGCCCGCCAGCUCCAGACUACUGGAUAUCCCUUCCGUUGCUUCAGAGCGUCGCAUGGACUUCCGCUCCCCCGGUGCAUUCAACUUGCGUGAGGUCUUUGAUGUUGGAUAUGCUGUCCACCGCCAGGAGGAGGAAACCAAGCGCCGCCGGAAUGUCCGCCAGGCUGCCCGCAACAACCCCACCGCUGGAUUCCAGUCCGCUCUGGGUUCGCUGAACGAAGGUUACGACGAAGAGAUUGAUUACCGUCAACAAGACACAACUGGUCCUCCACCCUCUAAGAUCGUCAAGGCUACCGCCCAGUCUGGUGAUAUGGCAGGCAUGGAAGCCAAACUCCGAUCUACAAACCUGGGCCAGAGUAGUGCGGCUCAAGCCCGACAGGCCCACCGCCAGCCCCGGCAACAACCCCAAGCCCAAGGUUACGGCCAACACGAUGCAAAGGUCGCCGCCGCUGCCAAGUCUGCUAUCGGCCGUAAUUCCCAUCAGCCGUUCGAGCUUAGCUUGAACGGUGCCACAUUGCUAGAGAAACGUGGUCGUCGCAACCAGCCGCCAGUGAUCGAAGCAUAA
Penicillium odoratum is the source of this 1854-nucleotide messenger RNA. Its product is annotated as serine/threonine-protein kinase. The record is from RefSeq and is a predicted model, not a curated record. The coding region runs from base 1 to 1854 and encodes 617 amino acids. Gene Ontology annotation, biological process: protein phosphorylation. Lineage: Eukaryota; Fungi; Ascomycota; Eurotiomycetes; Eurotiales; Aspergillaceae. The transcript is spliced from 3 exons. Gene Ontology annotation, molecular function: ATP binding; protein kinase activity.